Colletotrichum tamarilloi is the source of this 1719-nucleotide messenger RNA. RefSeq names its product beta-xylosidase. Lineage: Eukaryota; Fungi; Ascomycota; Sordariomycetes; Glomerellales; Glomerellaceae. Gene Ontology annotation, biological process: carbohydrate metabolic process. Gene Ontology annotation, molecular function: hydrolase activity, hydrolyzing O-glycosyl compounds. The coding region runs from base 1 to 1719 and encodes 572 amino acids. The transcript has 3 exons. The record is from RefSeq and is a predicted model, not a curated record.
AUGAAGCUCCUCGCAAGAGCGACGCUGCUAUUAGCAGCUGUCGUAUCAGCCAUCAAGAACCCAAUUCUCCCAGGAUGGAACCCCGACCCAGCCAUUCUCCGCGUCGGAGACACCUACUACAUGGCAGUCUCCUCCUUCACCUACUAUCCCGGCAUCCCAAUCUACAAGUCCACAGACCUCACAAAUUGGGACCUCGUAUCCCACGCCCUCCAAGACCCCUCCGUCCUCGCCCUCUAUGGCGUCUCCGCCGGCGAGGGCGUCUGGGCCCCCUCCUUCUCCCACCACAACGGCCUCUUCUACAUCACCUCCAUGACGCGAUGGGGCUCCGACCCGGACUCCCGCUCCUGGCCGCGGAUAUGGUACAUCUCCUCCCCGGACCUCGUCACUUGGUCCCCUCUGACAUGGGCGGAGCCUUACGGCAUCGAUCCGGAUCUGUUUCACGACCCGGCUACGGGGAAGUCUCACCUCAACCUCAUGGGGCCUAAUAAUAACUAUGACCGGCUAUGGGGCAUAACGCAAUGCGAAAUUGAUCUCAGCACAGGAAAAUGCAUCGGUCCCUACCGUAAUAUCUGGAACGGAACACUUCCGCAACUGCCCAGCUCCAGACCAGAGGGUCCCAAGAUGUUCAAGCGCGGGGAGUGGUACUACCUCCUCCUAGCGGAAGGCGGCACGAGUACAGGCCACCGCGCGACGAUAGGCCGCUCAAAGUCACCCCAGGGCCCGUGGGAAUCUUCCCCGACGAACCCGCUCAUCUACAAUGGCGCCGAUCCGAAGCUCACGGUGCAGUCGACUGGCCACGCAACGUUCACUGAUACACCUGACGGAGAGUGGUACGCCUCCCUGUUAGCAAGACGGAACGUAAAGGGUGCCUCGCCUCUCGGUCGCGAGGCAUUUCUGGUAAAGGUUGACUGGGAGGACGGGUGGCCGACGAUGAAUGGAGGGAAGCCUCUGUUAUUGAGCGAGAGCGUCGACGGACCAGAUCAGGAGUAUCCCAAGGCGAAAUGGGUUGAUGAGUUUACUGGCCCUGAGUUGGGCAUCAGCUGGUACCAGCAGCGGACGCCGUACACGGAGAACUUCAGGCUCAAGGGUGCGGCGGCGACGGGUGGGUUCGGGAAGAGAGUGGUUGCCAGCGACUCGGGGAUCGUGUUCAAUCCCAAUGUCUUCACGCUCGGGGACCGGGAUACGGCUGCUGCUGUGCUUCGAAAGCAGACGUCGUUGAACAUGACUUUCUCAGCUAGACUGUCGUCGACGUCGGCUGGGCUGGGGCCGAGGCAGUCGGUUGGCAUCGCGUCGUACCUGAGUGAAGUCAAUCACCAAGAUAUUGGGGUAAGAGGAUGCUGGAAUACGACGGGGCUAUGUUUGUACGUCGAUCUCUUACCGACUUCCACCGGUCCGACAACUCGACCCAAUUCAACUGAAUAUCCCCUUAACGAGCCAACGAUCUCCGCAGAUCUAACACUUCACAUCCGCGCCUCGCCUUUGGAAUACUCCCUCGGCUACUCUCGCAGCAACGCGUCUUCGCCCACAUGGUUGAAGACAUUCAACUCCAAGCAGAUGAGCUCGAACCCUGGGUAUCCCAACUUCGAGGGCUCCAUGUUCGCCCUCUUCGCCAGCGGGAAUGGAGAGCCGUGGCCGUACGACGCUCCGGAGGUAGGCUUCAACCGCGUCGAGGAGGUAUACUUUGACGAGGGUCUGCCGGACUAUGACAAUUGGGCGUAG